CGCACUGUUAAUACAUAAACACAAACUAAGGAGACCUCUCCAUCCGAUUCGAAUCAAAUUAUGUGUUCUUCGUCUUCUUCCUCAAUCCUCUGGGCGAGACGAACACUACAUAUCAGGAAACCUAAAUUUCACAGAGAGAUAUAAGGUUCGAGAAAAUCACAAUAACGCUAAGACAAGAUGACAAAGCACUAGCGACAUGAACCCUAGGGUUAGCAAACCGCUUUCAAGGGUUCUUUUGCAAAUGAAAAGUUUGAUGAACACAAUAAUAGACAUGGUCGCCGUAAUCGUGUUAGAAAGAGAUAGGCGAGGGGAAAUAAAAUGGCGAAGAAGAAACAAGACAAAAUAAAUUGGAAAAUUCAAUCUACGUCGAAUGUGGAUGCAAGUAAUUGGGAUUCAAAAAGAUGAUUAAGUUGGGGAGUUCAAAUUGGAUGGGGAGCUUCUCUUGGAACUAUGAAGGGGCGUCCCUCCAAGAUGAGAGAGGGAUCGUGUAAUUGGUUAGGGAGACUGGAAAUUGGUUAGGGCGGCAGUGGGUCUACCCAAUUGGGUUUGCAGUCUUAAUCCAUUUAAUUUAAUCGGUGCAGUUAGUUGGACUAGGAUGAAAAAAAAACUUAACGUGAUAGGAGCCUUUUUUUUAAUUUGUUUAGUUAUUUAGUGGCGCAGGAAGGUUUAACAAACGUGAGCCGUGGAGAUUGAAAACGAAUGGUUAAGAUCGGCUAAGGUACCCGUACCCGGAUUUUCCCCUGGGCACCGUAGAAGUUGAUUCGCUAAAACACAACUCCUAACAAAGGCCAAGUGUAACCAAUGAAAGGGACUGCAGUAUAGUGGCUCAAGUGAUAAAUAUCGAAUCCACGGGUCUCUAGAGUUACUAUUACUCAACUUCAGUUUAUUAUUUAGCAAACCAGAUUAAGAUGAAAGAACUAAAACUACUCUAGCAAACUACAGUUAAAGUUAAUCUAAUUACAGGUUGGGAACUCACUUAGGUAUGAUUCCCCCUAGCCACUAGCCAGAUUAAUGAUUGAUGAUCUCUAACCUGUUUCACUUUCAUUCACAAUGCGGAGAAUCCUUGACUAGACCUUGAGUCUCGACUAAAGGAACAAGGCCCUCUUGAGUCAAUUGCCUAGAGGGACGUAUCCUUCUCCAGAACAACUGAUCAAGGCGUUCUGAACUAGACUCCCUCUAUCGAAAGAGGUUCUCAAUCGAUACAAAGCAGUGAAUCAACCCUCGACUAAAGCAAUCGAUCCACUACUAUCAAUCUAUGGUGCUCUAUUGACCUAAUAAGGUAUUUCCUCUCAUAGAAUCAAAGCAGAAUCAAUAAUCUCGACUAAAGCAGAAUUGAAUCAUGAAAACAUGCAUAGAUUGAAUAUGAACUCAAGAUUAUCCAGUCAGAGUACUCAUACAAUCAUCCAAUCAAACAAACAUAGCUAGGGUUCCUCAAAACCUAAGUGAAGGGAAGUUACUCCAUAGAGAAGAGAGAGACUGCAGUAAGAAUCUUCAGAUGAUCAGUCUUCAAGUCCGGGCUUGUUCCUCGAUCUUCCAAGGCGGAGAAAUCCUCCAAUUCCACUCCAAGAAUGCCCUCAAAUCGCCCUCUCUCUCUUUGGUUCGUCCCUUGGGUGUUUGGGAUCCAAAACCCAGCUCUCCUCUUCUUUGGUUCGGAAUUUGGCUUAAAACCAGGAAAUCCCGACUCGCACGGCCAGGGUGCACGGCCGUGCAUAUCACCAUUCUGGCCGUGCAACUCAAAACGCAGCGUGUCAUUUAGUCGAACUUCAUCCCUCUCGCACGGCCAGGGUGCACGGCCGUGCGAGCUUCAGGGGUUGCCCGUGCGUGUCCUCGGCAUAAGGCGCACGGCCAUAUUGCUCAUGUGCACGGCCGUGCAGCCUCCCUGUUCUGCCCGUGCAGCUUGCUCAGCCUCUGUUUAAUGCUUCGUUUCUCCCUCGUCCGGACUCCGAAUCAGUCGCCGUUUGAUCCCAGACGCUCGUAGUCUCGUCCUCUUUCGUUUCAUAACAAGCUUGCAUGCUUCUUUGUCCAUAAAGUGAGGUAGAAAUCCAUUCUUCUUCAGGUCAUGCCCGAGUUUCCUCUCUCGAAUCGUCAAUUGAUCUCUGAUUGACUUGAAACUUGCGCCUAUGCUUCACUUUAUGUGCUAGGACCUGAAAUGGGACAAAGGAACACAACCUAGCAUAAAAUAGGCCACAACACACGAAUAUGCCCCUCAAACGGAUAAGAACUAGGGGCGCAAACAUGUGCAAUUACAUCGUUAUCAAACUCCCCCACACUUAACCGUUUGCUUGUCCCCAAGCAAACCUAACUCAAAUCAAUGCAACUCUCCAGACCUCUAUAGCAACAAACAACCUAGAUCGUAGGUAGAGGACUUCCUAGAUCAUUUAGCAGCUUACGAGGUCAACCGACGCACAAGUCAUCUCAUAGCUUCUUCGGUCAGUCGGCAUCAUGGCAAACAGUGAACAGAGGACAAAUGAAUUGUGGAUGAAGAGAUUCUCAAAAACAAAAGAUCAUGGACUCA
Linum trigynum is the source of this 2515-nucleotide messenger RNA. NCBI's taxonomy places the organism in Eukaryota, Viridiplantae, Streptophyta, Magnoliopsida, Malpighiales, Linaceae. The record is from the annotation of a GenBank genome assembly.